AUUAUAACAUUGGAUAUUUAGUUUAUAAAAAAAUUAAGGUUAGAUCGUAAUAACUAGUCGUGCUUAAUGUUAGAAUAACAAAAAAGACGUUAAAAUUCCAAAAAUGGCAUUGCACCUAACCAAACAAUUUCUAAGUAUUUGCAAAAGUCAAGCGAAGGCUUUUUCAGGACUACCAAAAUUAAAACGAACCGAAGCUCCUUGCAUUAUAAGCUGCAAACGUCCAAAAUUGAACCAUUAUUUAAACAUGAUAUAUGACAAUUUUGAGGAAAUUCCUUUGGCUUCAAAGGGUUGGAACCACUCAAAAUCAAAAGGCGACAUUUUCACUGUUAACCCCUUAAGUACACCGAAUGAAGAAACGAUACCGUUUCAUUUGCUCAACAUUGACUCAAACUUGAUCGAAGCACUAAAAAAACGAAAUAUUCAAAGUGCCACAACUUACCAAGCAAACGCACUGUCUCUAUUCGCAAAGGACAAACAUUUAUUGUUUGCUGCGGAAACAGGUUCCGGCAAGACAAUUUCGUAUCUAUUACCGAUAAUCCACAAUUUGAUUAACAACAAAACGACGAAGUUAAACAGUCCUCAAGCCUUGAUUCUUGUACCUAACAGAGAAUUGGCGUAUCAGGUCGGAGACGUCGCCCAAGCACUUGCUCAAGCAGUUGAACUUAACGUGAAAAUAAUUGUAGGAGGGCGUACAAAAAAAGUAAUGAUGAAUCCGGAAUUCUCCGAAAUUGAUAUUUUAGUUGGCACUCCUGGAGCACUAGGGAAGCUCUGCACUGUAGGGGUUUACAAAUUGGAUAAUUUGCAGUAUGCAGUUUUAGACGAAGCUGAUACUUUAGUAGACGAUAGCUUCGUUGAUAGAAUCUCGUCUAUAAUCAGGAGAAUUCCUCGAGCUAAAAUAAUUCUAGUAUCAGCCACAAUGCCUAAAACUCUACCCCAAGUUUUAAAACCAAUAGAAAUCAAUCUAGAACAACUAAUAUCACCAAAAUUGCAUAAACCSUUACUAAAUAUCACACAAAAGUUUAUGAGAAUAACACGAUCAGAAAAACCAUCGCAUUUAUUACAAAUCGCUAAAAAUAACAAACGACCGAUGUUAAUUUUCACAAACAGGAAUGAAACUUGUAAUUGGUUAGCAAUGUUUUUGCGCGAGAACGGAGUCUCAUGUUCGAAUAUUAACGGUGAUAUGAAUUAUGCAAUCAGAAUAGAACAAUGGAACAAGUUUAUUAGCGGCGAAACUAGAAUUUUAUCCGCCACAGAUGUUGGUUCAAGAGGUUUAGAUACGACACAAGUUGAUCAUGUUCUAAAUUACGACUUCCCGAUCUAUUCUGCUGAUUAUUUGCAUCGUAUUGGGAGAAUCGGACGAUUGGGGAGUUCGAGAACUUGCAAAGCGACGAAUUUUAUUUCAGGACCUGAGGAAGUUCGACUAGUUCAACAAAUUGAGUUGGCCAUUCGUAAAAAUCAGCCUCUUCAAAACGUCGAUGGAAAUAUAACAAAUAUUGUACAAAAAAAGAUACAAAAAGGAAUGCGUCAAGCAAUGUAAAAACUAUUUUAUUUCAAAUAUAAGUUAUUAAAAAUUGCA
Messenger RNA from Tribolium madens (black flour beetle), 1576 nucleotides. RefSeq names its product probable ATP-dependent RNA helicase DDX28 (gene Dbp21E2). The record is from RefSeq and is a predicted model, not a curated record. NCBI's taxonomy places the organism in Eukaryota, Metazoa, Arthropoda, Insecta, Coleoptera, Tenebrionidae. Gene Ontology annotation, molecular function: ATP binding; nucleic acid binding. The transcript has 3 exons. The coding region runs from base 104 to 1537 and encodes 477 amino acids.